This is a messenger RNA of Gasterosteus aculeatus aculeatus (three-spined stickleback), 1615 nucleotides long. Its product is annotated as proteasomal ubiquitin receptor ADRM1. Gene Ontology annotation, molecular function: proteasome binding; endopeptidase activator activity. Gene Ontology annotation, cellular component: proteasome regulatory particle, lid subcomplex; nucleus; cytoplasm. The record is from RefSeq and is a predicted model, not a curated record. Lineage: Eukaryota; Metazoa; Chordata; Actinopteri; Perciformes; Gasterosteidae.
UUCGUCCAAUCACAUUGAAGCACUGGAGACAGCCAGCCAAUAACAAUCAUCUUCAGUACGUUUAGCUGUUCUGCGGUUGAACGACAUUUCAGUGAGUACAUGCAAAUUCCUUGUAUAUAAAAACCUAAAUAAGCAGCAGUCUGUCCUCUUCGUCAUGGCGUCUGGAGCUUUGUUCCCCAGCAUGGUCUCUGGGUCCCGUGGCUCCUCCAGCAAGUACCUGGUGGAGUUUCGGGCCGGUAAGAUGACCAUGAAAGGCAGCACGGUGACCCCUGACAAGCGCAAAGGUCAGGUCUACAUUCAGCAGACCGACGACUCCCUGAUCCACUUCUGCUGGAAGGAUCGGACGACCGGGAACGUGGACGACGACUUGAUCAUCUUCCCGGAUGACUGCGAGUUCAAGCGCGUGAGCCAGUGCACCACCGGACGGGUCUAUGUGCUGAAGUUCAAAGCAGGCUCCAAAAGACUCUUCUUCUGGAUUCAGGAGCCCAAGACUGAUAAGGACGAGGAACACUGCCGUAAAGUAAACGAGUAUCUCAACAACCCUCCAAUGCCCGGUGCGCUCGGUAGCGGCGGCAGCGGAGGACAUGAUCUGUCCGCGCUGGGAGGGGAGGGCGGCCUGCAGAGCCUUCUGGGUAACAUGAGCCACAACCAGCUGAUGCAGCUCAUUGGACCGACUGGACUGGGCGGGAUCGGGGGUCUCGGGGCGCUGGCGGGUCCAGGCUUGGCCAACCUCCUGGGCAGCGGCAGCAGCAGCAGCAGCAGCAGCGUCCCCGCUGCCAGUAACUCCUCCACAAGCCCGUCCACAGCCGUCACACCAACCUCCACCUCGAAUGCCAGUCGGCUUGGCUCCACCCAGGUCCCGACCACCCCCAUCACUCCCUCCGCCGCCUCAGCCGCCUCCCCCCCGGCCUCCACACCCUCCACCCCGGCCGUUCCCUCCUCCGCGGCGGCGGCGGCGGGGGCGGCGAGCCCCGCGCAGCCGAUCCAGCUCAGAGACCUGCAGAGCAUCCUGGCCACCAUGAACGUGCCCGCCAGCGGACAAGGAGUGGAUCUCGCCAGCGUCCUGACACCUGAGAUCAUGGCCCCCAUCCUGGUGAACCCCGAGGUGCAGCAGAGACUGAUGCCGUACCUGCCCUCCGGGGAGUCCCUGCCUCAGAGCACGGAGGAGCUCCAGAACACGCUCAGCUCGCCCCAGUUUCAGCAGGCCAUGAGCAUGUUCAGCAGCGCCCUGGCGUCCGGUCAGUUAGGGCCUCUGAUGAACCAGUUUGGUCUGCCUGCAGAAGCUGUGGAUGCAGCCAACAAAGGAGAUGUCGAGGCUUUUGCAAAAGCCAUGGAGACGGAGACAAAGGCGGACCAGGAUGAAGAUUGUAAAGACAAGAAGGAUGACGACGAAGACAUGAGUCUGGACUAAGAAUUCUUAAAGUUUAUUAUUAUUUAAGGUAUUUAUUUAGCUGCUUCACUUGAUUUAGAACUAUUCAAAAUUGAGGAUAAAAAUUGCAGCUCAUAGAAGGAAAUGUCACUGAGACUCAGAUGUUCACCAUCAGCGUGUUGCAUUAUUUAAACUGAACAUGUAACCAGCUGCUGUAACACGGGAACAGUAAAACGAUGAGAUACA